Eurytemora carolleeae is the source of this 2242-nucleotide messenger RNA. RefSeq lists its product as uncharacterized. Lineage: Eukaryota; Metazoa; Arthropoda; Copepoda; Calanoida; Temoridae. Gene Ontology annotation, biological process: cell differentiation; regulation of transcription by RNA polymerase II. The transcript is spliced from 20 exons. The coding region runs from base 1 to 1830 and encodes 609 amino acids. Gene Ontology annotation, molecular function: DNA-binding transcription factor activity, RNA polymerase II-specific; sequence-specific DNA binding. Gene Ontology annotation, cellular component: nucleus. The record is from RefSeq and is a predicted model, not a curated record.
AUGGCGGGGUUCAGCUCUCCAGUACAACCGGAGUUUGAGCAGGAUCUUCGUCAGAUAUAUUUCCAGCAUGGGUUUCCAGCUCAACAUCAAUAUAAUCUUCAGUUGGACCCUUUUAUACAGGGGAAAGGUUUAGGAAAAGAAGCCGAAGGAGGAGUGGGGGAGCGGAUAGGAGGAGAGGGAGGAGGGGGUGGUUAUAUAUCAGGAAUAGAGGAGGGGGAGGGAAGGGGCAGGGGUACCCUUGUAGAUCUUGGACAGGGGCUUCUUAGGGACCGAGAACUUGAAGGGGGUCAAGGGAUUCAGGGACCUCAAGUUGUUCACGGGGAUCAAGGAGCUCUAGGACUUGAUGGGGUUCAUGGACUUCAGGUCUCUCUUCGUAGUAAACAGAUCCAAGUAAAUCUGAAGAAUAGUUCGGGUUUAGAAAUAGAUUCGGGACAUAAGCUUAGACAAGAUUAUCUUGAAUGCAUAGAGCCAGAAGACACUUGGAACAAUUCAGGUCGUCUUCCACCGAAUAUUCUUUAUCCUUCACUUAUAUCCUCUUCCUUUCCACCAUUUAAACAUUCAUUAUCUACGGUUGAUAUAAAACAAGAACCUAUAUCUCCUCUAGGGAGUCUUCAAACACAGCAGGGUCGAGAUAGAGGGACAGUAAGAGAGAAAAAAGACGCGAAAGAGAUGAAGAAGAACUCCUGUCUUUUUCAGGAGAAGGAGAGAAGUUUUACUAACUACAGGUCCCACACACACACCGAAAUCGGAAACCUUUGGUCUUGUGUUCCAGAGAAGUUUAGUAGUGGAAACCAUUCCUGGCCAGGACAUGGAACAUACUUUCACAGAACUCAACCAUUUCCAGGAGUAAACAGAAGAGGAGCCUUGCAGUUGUGGCAGUUUCUGGUAACUUUGCUGGAUGAUCCAUCAAACUCAGGAGCUAUUGCCUGGACAGGAAGAGGUUUAGAAUUUAAACUAAUUGAACCGGAAGAGGUUGCGAGAAGAUGGGGAGUGCAGAAGAACCGACCUGCGAUGAACUAUGACAAGCUGAGCAGGUCUCUCAGGUACUACUACGAGAAGGGGAUCAUGCAGAAGGUUGCAGGUGAAAGGUAUGUUUAUAAGUUUGUAUGUGAUCCUGAAGCCCUAUUUCAGAUGGCUGUGGCUGAAAAUCAAAGGCAGGUUAAAGUUGAACCAGAGGAAGAUUCAAGACAUCCGCAUACACAGUACACAGAUGUACUAUCCCAGGUGUACAACAACCAUAUAAAUAACAGACCUGGAUAUCAUCAAUACUUCCCAUCUUAUAUUACAGAGAACGAAUCUCAGGAGCGUAGCGGUCAGUUCAACUAUCUUCAGUAUCCCUCUAUACAUAAGCAACAAUGCCAGUACUACAGGGGCGACAGACCUGAUUAUAGAGGGACGCCUAGGGUCGAUUUCAGGGGGUUGGAGGAGGGGUCCAUCCCAUCCAGGGGCCUAGGGGGCCUUGAGACCAGGGAGGAUUAUAGAACCCCGAACAGGGGCAGAGCUGAGCAUAGGAUGGAAAGAAGUGGGAGAGAGUUAAGAGCCUCUGAGUACAGAGUUCAAGAGGGAGAGUACAGAGGUCUGACUGGGAGAGAGUUUGAGAGGAGAGGAUAUGAAAGGGAACCCUCGCCUCUCCCUUCGGAUCCAGAGGUUACUUCUACCCAGGUGACAUCGACGUCCGAGGAUGCUGACCCGUGUCCUUCAAGUGAGCAGCAGGAGCUGCAGGAGCAGCCUGGAGAAGUUCCUCCAGGAUUCCCUGGAGAUUCAACAUCUAUUAAUGGAGGUUAUAAUGGAGAUACACGGGCCAAUGGAGGCUUCGGAGCAGUUUACUAGUUCGAGUUUUACAAUCUUAGAAAUCAAAUGUUUAUGAAAAUAUAAAAAAUCAAAUCUUGAAUAUUCCUAAAUUUCACUCCAAUCUAUAAACACAAGGGUAACAAGGUGGAGUUAAUUGUACAACAUUGCAACCUUGUAACUUCGCAUGUUUUUUUCUACACUCAACUUCCAGGAAUGCUAAAAGGAAAAAAGCUUUGUCACCUAUUAAGUAUGAGAAUUUUAUAAACUAAAAUUAUAUCAUCAAAAGCUCUCUAUAUAAUACAAAGGAAUUAAGUUUUUUUCCACAAACUCUGACUUUUCAAUCCUUAUCUCUGUGCAACUUAAUGUCGUAGAACCUUUUAGAUCAAAUAAUCUAGACUGGAAAUAUCAAAGAUUUACAACAUCGGGUUGCAAAGAUAUAGGGAUUAGACAA